Molecule: messenger RNA, 917 nt
Organism: Impatiens glandulifera
Lineage: Eukaryota; Viridiplantae; Streptophyta; Magnoliopsida; Ericales; Balsaminaceae
Product: protein FERTILITY RESTORER RF2, mitochondrial
Exons: 5
Coding region: 192-686 (164 amino acids)
Biological process (GO): thylakoid membrane organization; chloroplast organization
Cellular component (GO): chloroplast
Source: RefSeq, a predicted model, not a curated record
UCUUAUCUCAGAAGCUCAAGCUUGUUUUUCUCUCUUUUUCUUCCAUUCUCCCUGAAAAGUCCGUCGCCGCUCGCUGGUUGAAGAGAAGACGCUGUCCACAAAAAGAAAGAAAAUUUUGAUUCUAGUUUGAUUUAUCAAAGGGUUUUCUUUGUCCUGGAUUUUUCAGGUGUUUCUUUCUUUUUUGCUUAAAGAUGUCUUCUUUGACAACAAGUACUUUUGCUAGCCCUAUCACAACUCUCUCAUCACCUAUUCAUUAUCAAGGACAACCCAACUGUUAUCUUCCUUUGGGGGGGCUUAGACCACUCCCAACUCAGUUCCAGACCUCCUUGCAAUUUAAAAAACAGCCCAUCAGACAUGUUACUCGGUUGAAAUCAGCUUCUGUGAUAUGCGCAUCUGCUGCAUUGAAUGCAAGAUGUGCAGCCGAGCAGACACAAACAGUUACUCGCGAGUCAUCAACUAUCACCGUUGCUCCUAUUCAAGGUAAGGAAAAGUCACCAGAUCUAGAUGAUGGUGGUGAUGGAUUUCCACCUCGUGAUGAUGGUGAUGGAGGAGGUGGCGGUGGAGGAGGAGGUGGUGGCUGGAAGGGCGGGUUUUUCUUUUUUGGGUUCCUUGCCUUUCUUGGACUGUUGAAGGAUAAAGAAAGUGAAGGAGAUUAUGGAGAUUCUAGGAGUAGGAGAAGAAGAUGAAAAAAAAGGUCUUUCUUCUGAACAAAGCUGUUGGGGAUUUUCUUAUUUUGCAUAAAUUUUGUGAGUUAAUCUAAUACUUCCCAUUUUUAGUUCAAGAGAAGAUGUUUUCCUUAUCUGUGAGUCAGAUCAUAUUUUUUUUCUUAUGAUUUAUGAAUGUAAUAUGACAUCAACAUCAGUUUCAUCGCAAAAGUUGUUGUAAUGCCAAGAUCUUCCAGAUCAGAUUUGUACCAA